CGGGAGGCCCCCCGCCUGGCGCGUUCCGGUCGGCCCUGCCGGAGUCUCUGGGAGGUGGAAGUGGAGCCAAGGGAAUCCUUAGAAAUGGCUGUUUUCCUUCCUCUGGGGAUUUGGACAUACGGUGCGUUUUUAAAUGUUUGCCCCUUCGGGGACAGUAGCAUUUCUGAGCACUUAGUUCACUGAGUGACUCAAACUUCUCAUCGUCUCCAGUGUUCUGAUUUUCACAGCUGCUUCGCUCCCCCUGGGGGCAUGACCCCAUAGCUGACAUUUUGCACCCCACUUGCUUUGUGAUGGAGGCUUCUUUGGGGAUUCAGAUGGAUGAACCAGUGGCUUUUUCUCCCCUGCGUAGCUGGUUUCAGGCGGAUGGCUCGUUAAAAAAACAUGAGCAGAAUUUUAAACUACAAGGUGUUCAAAAAGACAUUGAGAAGCUUUAUGAAGCUGUGCCACAGCUUGGCAAUCUGUUUAAGAUUAAGGACAAAAUUGGAGAAGGCACUUUCAGCUCUGUUUAUUUGGCCACAGCACAAUUACAAGUAGGAUCUGAAGAGAAAAUUGCUCUGAAACACUUAAUUCCAACAAGUCAUCCUGUAAGAAUUGCAGCUGAACUUCAGUGCCUGACAGUGGCUGGGGGGCAAGACAAUGUCAUGGGAGUUAAAUACUGCUUUAGGAAAAACGAUCAUGUGGUUAUCGCUAUGCCAUAUCUGGAGCAUGAGUCCUUUUUGGACAUUCUGAGCUCUCUUUCUUUUCAAGAAGUACGGGAAUAUAUGUUUAAUCUGUUCAGAGCUCUGAAACGCAUUCAUCAGUUUGGUAUUGUUCACCGUGAUGUUAAGCCCAGCAAUUUCUUAUAUAAUAGGCACCUGAAAAAGUAUGCCUUGGUAGACUUUGGUUUGGCCCAGGGAACCCAUGAUACGAAAAUAGAGCUUCUCAAACUUGUCCAGUCUGAAGCUCAACAGGAGAGUUGUUCACAAAAUAAAUCCUACGUAAUCACAGGAAACAAAAUUUCGAGUGGCCCAGCAGCACCUAAGGAGCUGGACCAGCAGCCCACCACCAAAAGUUCUGUUAAAAGGCCCUACACAAAUGCACAGAUUCAGACUAAACAAGGAAAAGAUGGAAAGGAGGGAUCUGUAGGCCCUUCUGUCCAGCGCUCUGUUUUUGGAGAAAGAAAUUUCAAUGUACACAGCUCCAUUUCACAUGAGAGCCCUGCAGUGAAGCUUAUGAAGCAGUCAAAGACUGUGGAUUUACUCUCUAGAAAAUUAGCAACAAAAAAGAAGGCUGUUUCUACCAAAGUUAUGAGUAGUGGUGAGAUGAGGAAGGCUGCCAGUUCUUGUCCAGCUAGCCUGACCUGUGACUGUUAUGCAACAGAUAGAGUUUGCAGUAUUUGCCUUUCAAGACGGCAGCAGGUUGCGCCUAGGGCAGGUACACCGGGAUUCAGAGCGCCGGAGGUCUUGACAAAGUGCCCCGAUCAAACUACAGCAAUUGACAUGUGGUCUGCAGGUGUCAUAUUCCUCUCUUUGCUUAGUGGACGAUACCCGUUUUAUAAAGCAAGCGAUGAUUUAACCGCCUUGGCUCAGAUCAUGACAAUUCGUGGGUCCAGGGAAACUAUCCAGGCUGCUAAAGCUUUUGGCAAAUCAAUACUGUGUAGCAAAGAAGUUCCAGCACAAGACUUGAGAAGACUCUGCGAGAAGCUCAGAGGGGUACACUCUAACACUUCUGAGUUAACAGGUGGUCCACAAAGGCCCCCUUCCCAUGACCCAACUUUCCCCGAGGAGACUGGCCAUGGAGCCGCUCAGCUCGGGCAGACACCUCAAGCGCAGCUCUCGGGGACCUCGCUGUGUAAAGGGGACGGCACUGGGGACAGCAGUGGCUGUGGGGGUCACGUUGAUGAGCAUACCACCCAUGCAGAAGGCUGGGAUGAGGUGCCUGACGAAGCUUACGACCUGCUUGAUAAGCUCCUAGAUCUAAACCCAGCUUCAAGAAUAACAGCAGAAGCAGCUUUGUUGCAUCCGUUUUUUAAAGAUAUGAGCUAAUGAUUGUCGUUCUGUAAGUUUGCUGUCGUGUAUUGUGAGGUGAGGUUUGUUACAGCCGUAAAUUCUUGAUUAGACACCAGGACAGAGUAAAUAAUUUAUUUUAAAAUUUCAGUAUCUGCUUUCAUUGCAGAUUCUAAAAUACAGAUUAAGAUUACUUAAAAUGCAUGGGCUAGUUCUGUGGACUGACAGAAUGAUGUUUGAGUUAGAGCUACCUGAGCAGAGUCAGGUGUUGAGUUUCCCUAAUUACUUGUGACUGCCGCGUGCAGAAAAAGUACAUCGGGGUUCAAGGCUUAAGUCUUAGAACUAAGGGUUGUGAUGGGAAUUACAUGAGUCAGAAGACUUCGUUUACUGGUGUCUCCGAGCUGUGUGCACGUCUGGGAAACAGCCUGGUGCUGGUGCUCUAACCGUCCUGUAGGUGAAGAAGAUAAUUCUCCUUCUAGACACAUGUAUUACACCUUUUAUGAACACUAAAACAAUGAGGAGAUACUGGGAGAGGGAUUGCUUAAAAUUGAAUUGAAUUUAUUGAUUUAAAAAAGUAUUUUGUGAAAGCAGUUUUUGUGUGAAUUGCUAUGUCUUUCUUAAUGGUUUUUCUCGAUUUCUCUACCUUGUCUACCCCCAUGUAACACAUUCUCCUUGGAAAUUUUAUGGUGCUCUCCACAAGGUUUCUGGGUGCUUUGCUAAAUAUUGCCUGUGUUUGCAAUUGGGAAAUUAAAAUAAUAUAUUCACUGGUUGAUAAAAGGAAGCCGUAGGACCAAGGUGAAGAUAGAUAGUCCAAAAUGCUUUUCUUUUUCUCCAAAUAUGUGUGGGUUUUUUGUACCAUCUUAGGUAUAAUUUGGUAGCUGAUGAAAGGAAGGAGAACACGGAAUUGAGAAUAUUAUUGGAAGUUUUUGCUCCGCCUGGAGCCAUUUAGAUCUGUGUCUUGUUUUGACGGAGCUGGUCCUGUGCAGAGGAUGAUCACUGGGGUCUUGGUUAGGUGGGGACAGUGAUAAGGAGGCAGGCAAAGUAGAAAGGACCUGAGAGAGAUUUGUGUGUUAGGAUGCUCCAGAACGAUGUACAUCAGUGACAGCGGAUCAGAUUUCCUGUGGGAAAUGAGCCUGGGGGUGUGGGUUGGCUGAGGUUUCCCACUUGGUGAUCGUAGAGUUUAAAACAGCUCUGGGCCGUGUAACAUCCAUUUUGUUGUUUUGAGCAUUGAAGUUACUAUAUCUCUACUCCGUUUAUAGGUAUUAUUCAUAUAUAUAUAUACACACACACACAUAUACCAUUAUCAUUGAUCUGUUGUCUUCUCAUGCUGUAAUCUUUAAGAAAAAGACUUGAAUGUCCUUGAAUUUGUACGUUUAAUAAAGCUAUCCUUUUACAUUUUUUA
Molecule: messenger RNA, 3387 nt
Organism: Vicugna pacos (alpaca)
Lineage: Eukaryota; Metazoa; Chordata; Mammalia; Artiodactyla; Camelidae
Source: RefSeq, a predicted model, not a curated record